This is a messenger RNA of Ostrea edulis (European flat oyster), 2891 nucleotides long. RefSeq names its product damage-control phosphatase ARMT1-like. NCBI's taxonomy places the organism in Eukaryota, Metazoa, Mollusca, Bivalvia, Ostreida, Ostreidae. The transcript is spliced from 4 exons. The record is from RefSeq and is a predicted model, not a curated record. Gene Ontology annotation, molecular function: phosphatase activity. Bases 1639 to 2799 code for a protein of 386 amino acids. Gene Ontology annotation, biological process: DNA damage response. Gene Ontology annotation, cellular component: cytoplasm; nucleus.
GGUAGUAUUACUUGCGUACAAAAUACACGUAUUUCAUGAAGAGUUCAACUUACGGACACACUUACCUACACAUUUGAUGGUAAUCUGUAUUCAAACAAAGCCAUCAAACAUUUAACCAAGCAAAAUUCGGGUAAAGAACAAUUUCCUCUUACGAUUUCCGUAAUAGAUCUCAAAUGAAUCCUCAUAAAUUACCUGCGCUAGACUCUUUUAUAAACACAUCAUAAAAUUCUACCUCUUAUCACUGGUAUAAAACAGAGUACAUUUCAAAAGUACAUUUUUCGAAAGCAGUGUAAACAUGCUGAAUUUCAAUCAGGGUUAUUAAACAAACUAUUAUAAAAUAUUCGGACAUAUAAGAUAUUAAAAUACAAUUCAGACACGUGAAUUUUGCUAUAGUGUUCUGACAUCUUAUAGGCAGUUUGAAAUAAGGUCUAAAGUUUUCGACACUCUCCCCGUCAUAACAGCUCAAGUUUGCAGUGACUUGACGUCAUUUUCCAUUAUGACGUCAUAUAUUGGUAGUUUAGAGAAGUAAAGGCAUAAAGUGCACUGUCAUAUUCUAUAAGGGAAUCCUUAACCUACCUGCAGAGGAGACUUCUUGACAAAGCCUAUAAAUAAUUUCAUAAUUAUUUGACUUUUAAAUAUAAUUUGUUUUUGUAAAACACAAAUGUUUCCCCAACUCCCCAAAUUGAAAGCAGUGUUUGACACUAACUUUUUCACCAUAGUAUUGUUAACUAGUCCUGCUUGAUCAGUAGCUACAUGUCUGGCUGCCUGAGGCAGUUGGCCAAGUCCCAAACGACAAGGGAAUGGGGGCAGUGCGGGAUGGAACAUUCCCCCAAAUAGUGACGAUGGACUACCGCGUAAAAUUUUCAAAGUCUAGGAGCAAAAUCUUCCAUUUCACAAAAUGACCUUAUAAACUCAUUUUAACCUGUGAUUUUACCGAUCUAUUUAUCAAACUAUGCCGUUUUAGGUGUAGAUUGUACACUUGAAUUUGCAAUGUUAUGUGCUAUAUUUUUCUAUGAGCAGAAUUGACACAGUUGUGUUCAGGAUUAGACAUUAGUCCAUUCCACAAGGUUUUUAAUUUUUCAGAAGUCCCCUUGACUACUCGUUACUGAUAUUCUGAUAGUCCAGGGCAAAAUUUACUAGCCUCGGGCUACCAGACUAGCGUUAGGGUCGAACCCUGGAUAGUGAUCCAAAUUACAUCCCCUCCCCUUAAUGUACUGCAUGGUAUGGAGGAGAGAGCAUGAGCAGGAACACAGACAUUGUGAACUGCACUUUGUGCACUGAGGAAAAUGUUGGAGAAGAGAUUCAAUAUCGGUGUUAUAUUUAAUAUCAUUGUUGUAUAUGAUACAAAAAUAAUGACUGUUGUGCUGAAGUACCAGUAGGGAAGUGAACAUUCAACAAACACCCUGAGAUAUUUGGGCUAAUGUAUACUGUGAAUCAAGUGUUAUUUUGUAAGAAGUUUAUUUUAGGUUGCCUUGGUGCGAAAAUAAUGUUCUUGUGAAUGAUUUUUUGGUUUUUAUUUAUUUUUAUUUUUUUUUUGUAGUUCAUUUGCAUAUUUGACAAUCAAAGACCGACUUCCUGUAAUUUUGUCGAGAGUAGCAGACACAGUGUACAGAAAAAAAGCCGACAUUAAAGACAGUCAUGGAUGCUACUGAGGAGCUGAAAUUCAUUGCUGGCUGUAUCUCCAAACUGAGGAAUGAAGUCCAGACCAACAAAGCAAUCAUCUCCUUGAAUGAUAAUGCCCUUGACACAGGGGUGUGGAAUGCCUCCAUAAUGGCUGUGACUGAGAAAGAGGGUGAGGAGCCAAAGUGGUUCAAAACGCCCUGGCUUUAUGUGGAGUGUUACAUGUAUCGCAGAAUCCAGGAGGCCGUGUGGCAGUGUAAAGUGUUACACGAGCUUGACCCUUUUGAGGAUCAGAAAAAAAAGGCGUUUACAGAUUCUGAGGAAGCCAUCGAAGUUUUGUUACAUUACCUGAAGGAUCUCACCGAGAAGACAUCAACAGCUACAGAGGAGGACAAGGAGGAAUAUCUACGGGAAUUUUUACAGAUUGCCCUAUGGGGAAAUCGCUGUGAUCUUUCAAUAUCGGCCUCUCAGGAGAAUUCCCAGACUGAAUCAAUCCUGGAUCAGUUACACCAUCUAGAACCAAACAUACUGAUCAAUGACACAGAUCAGGUCCUCCGCUGUCUCCAAUCCAGCAGUAAAAACAACAACAUUGAUAUCAUUCUAGACAAUGCAGGCUUUGAGCUCAUAACUGAUCUCUGUUUAGCUGAAAUUUUGUUAACUUGUGGAUGGGCAAAUUGUAUCCGUAUGCAUGGGAAAGCUAUGCCUUGGUUCGUCUCAGAUGUUACCAGCAAGGACUUUCAAUGGACACUCAGUUCUCUGAGUACAUCUUCAAGACCAGCUAUGUCUUAUUUUGGUAAGCUGUGGAGUCAACGAUUAGAAAAUUGUUCCUGGAAGCUCACCUGUGAAGAUUUCUGGACAACUCCAUAUGAUUUUGCUGAAAUGAAAACACAUGCAUCAAGUCUAUACCAAAGUUUUAGAGACACAAAAGUAAUGAUUUUCAAAGGAGAUUUGAAUUAUAGAAAACUUUUAGGGGAUUUGGAUUGGAAUCCUACAACACCAUUUGAAAUCACACUGAGGGGGUUUCAUCCAGCUCCUUUAUGUGCUCUAAGGGCAUGUAAAGCUGAUCUGAUAGCAGGACUAGCUCCUGGUCAGAAAGAAACCGUAGAAAAUCAGGACAAAAAGUGGAUGGUGAAUGGAAAUUGGUCUGUUAUAUCAUUCUGUGGGAAAUCUAAUCAGUAACAUGUGUCUACAGCAGAAUUCCAUAUUUAUGAUUUUCCUUUGAUAUUUUUAUAUGCUUUUAACCUCACUGAAAUGAAUUUCACUUCAGGAAA